Molecule: messenger RNA, 4275 nt
Organism: Lotus japonicus
Lineage: Eukaryota; Viridiplantae; Streptophyta; Magnoliopsida; Fabales; Fabaceae
Exons: 8
Coding region: 1-4275 (1424 amino acids)
Biological process (GO): telomere maintenance; DNA repair
Molecular function (GO): DNA helicase activity
Source: RefSeq, a predicted model, not a curated record
AUGGACAGAGGUGCCAUUCCUGCAACAACUUUAUCUGGAACAAUUUCGUACAAUUCGACAUCACCAAACAUUGCUUCAACAAGUCAAGUUGAUAGACGACCUGUGAACAACAAUGCAAAUGACAUUGACCCUCCAGCAGAACAUGAAGAUCCCGUUGGUUUCGAUGCCAUAAAUUUGAAUGAACCUGCUGACGAUGAUCCAUUAAUUGACAAUGAAGAUUUGGAAGAUGUUAACUCAGAUGAAUUAAUGAACGACGUUGCUGCAGCUGGUCAUGCAACAGCCAUGUGGGACAUGGGAGAUCCUACUAACGAGUGCGAGCAUUGCGGAGCCAUGUUCUGGUAUGAUGAAAGAAAGAGAAGGAAAGUACCUACAAGAACACCAAAAUUUCCUCUAUGCUGUUUGCAUGGGAAGGUUCAACUACCAUUGCUCAAAGCUGCACCUAAAAUACUCCAAGACUUGCACGCAAAUGAAACUGAUAAAAGCCGACAUUUCUUAAAGAACAUAAGGAUGUUCAAUGGAAUGUUUGCAUUCACGUCUAUGGCUGGAAAGGUGGACAAAAACAUAAACAAUGGACGUGGUCCUCCAAUCUUCUUGCUCGGAGGACAAAAUUACCAUUCUAUUGGUAGUCUCAUACCUCCAGUUGGUCAAAGUCCCAAAUUUGCCCAGCUUUAUAUUUUUGACACUGAAAAUGAGGUUGCUAAUAGGAUACAAGCUCUCAGGCCAAGCGGUGAUGCUCAUAAGUUGGAUGAGCUAAUUGUCAGAGACUUAAAAAACAUGCUAGAUGCAGAGAACCCUUUGGUUAAGUCAUACAGAUAUGCUAGGGAACAAUACAGAUGUGGUGAUUUUUCUAAUGUCAAGCUAAGGUUAAUUCGGCGGAGGGACAAAGAUGGGAGAACUUAUAACCUUUCCACAGCAUCUGAAGUUGCUGCGUUGGUGGUGGGUGACAUAGAUGCUACUGUUAAGAGAGAGAUCAUUGUUGAAACACAAUCCAGGUUGAUCAAGCAUAUUGACCCUACAUAUCCGUCAUUUCUUUCACUUCAAUAUCCACUAUUGUUUCCAUACGGGGAGGAUGGAUGGAGACGAGGUAUUUUAACUAAAGAUUAUGACGCACCUGGAAGAAUGAGAAAAAAGGAUGACAUUGCCAUGCGCGAGUGGUUUGCAUAUAGGUUGCAAGAAAGAAAAGGGGAAUCACCUAUUGUUCUUCAAUCUAGGAGACUGUUCCAGCAAUUUCUGGUGGACUCUUAUACCAUGGUUGAAGCUGAUAGAAUGCGAUAUUAUAGGACAAUACAGCCGAAACUGCGAGUGGAACGUUACAAGGGAUUGCACGAGUGCUUGGUCCGUGGAGAAACAAAUGCAGCUGCAACAGGUCAGCGAAUCAUAUUGCCUGGAUCAUUUACUGGAGGGCCGAGAUACAUGUUCAACAAUUGCAAGGACUCAUUUGCCAUUUGUAGAUAUAUCGGAUAUCCUAGCUUAUUUAUCACUAUGACAUGCAAUCCAGAAUGGCCUGAAGUCAAACGUUUUGUUGAAACACGAGGUUUGAAGCCUGAGGAUAGACCCGACAUACUUUGUAGAGUUUUCAAAAUGAAGUUGGACGAACUAAUUGCUGACUUGAAGAGCGGAAAAGUGUUCGGAAAGAUUAGUGGAUAUUCAAUCACCAUCGAAUUUCAAAAGCGAGGUCUUCCCCACGCACACAUUUUGGUCUUUGUCCAUGCCAAAUUCAAGCCCAAGACCCCCGAAGACAUCGACAAAGUUAUAUCCGCAGAAAUUCCAGACCGUACCAACAAUCCUGAAUUAUUUGAGGCUGUGCAGAAGUAUAUGAUUCACGGACCAUGCAGUGUACUAAAUUUGAAGUCACCAUGUAUGAACAAUGAAAAAUGCUCUAAGUUCUUUCCUAAAGAGUUUAGGACGAGGACCAUUAUUGAUGAUGAAGGUUUUCCUAAAUAUAGAAGAAGAGAGGAUGGCAGGACUGUCAAAAAGGGCAAAACUGUGCUGGAUAAUAGAUAUGUUGUACCAUACAACCCAUUGCUACUCCAAAAAUAUAGAGCUCACAUUAACGUUGAGUACACGUGCCAGACAAGUGCAAUAAAAUAUCUUUUCAAGUAUGUCCAUAAAGGCAACGACAGAGUGACGACUGAAUUUUACCGAACUUCGGAUUCAAGUAAUCCAUCCCAGCGAUUGUUUGGAUUUGAAGUGCACUAUAGUGAGCCUCCAGUUGUGAGGUUGCCAUUCCAUCUUCCAGGUGAGCAAAGCGUAGUGUACAAUGACGGUGAGACAGUACAUGAUGCAAUUGAAAAGGCCGACAUUAAGAAAAACAAGUUUAUAGGUUGGAUGGAGGCUAACCAACUUUAUGCGGCUGGACAAGACAUUACUUAUUCAGAAUAUCCCACCAAAUUUGUUUGGAAAGACGACACAAGAGAAUGGCGCCCUAGAAAACAGGGUUUCUCAAUUGGUAGAAUUUCACAUGUGCCUCCAUCAUGCGGCGAGGACUAUUACUUAAGGAUCCUUCUGAACGUUCAAAAAGGUUGCACGAGUUUUAAAGACAUUCUCACUGUGAAAGAAGUGACCUACAGUACUUUUAAGGAUGCGUGUUGUGCUCUUGGUUUGCUAGAAGAUGACAAAGAAUUUGUAGACACAAUAAAAGAGGCCAGCUUCUGGGGGUCAGGAGAGUAUCUUAGAAGACUGUUUGUGGUGUUGUUGAUGUCUAACAACAUGUCAAAUCCCGAGGUAGUUUGGGAUAAGUGCUGGAAAGAGCUUUCAGAUGAUAUUCUCUACAGACAAAGAAGACGCUUAGAUUACCCAGGACUGAAUCUAACAGAUGAUCAGAAAAAAAACCUGGCGCUCGCUGAGAUUGUGAACAUGCUACAAAACAAUGGCAGGAGCCUGCACAAUUUUGUUUCCAUGCCUUAUCCUUCAGGCAUUGUUGUCGAAGACGUUGGACAAAGACUGAUUGUAGAGGAGUUGAAUUACGACAGGAAUGAAAUGAGUGAAUACUUGGACCAAUGUCUCUCCUCAAUAACUGACGAACAAAGGCAUGCGUAUGACAAAAUAAUUAACGCCGUCUAUGGAAACAAAGGUGGAUUUUUCUUCCUGUAUGGCUACGGUGGGACGGGUAAAACCUUUGUCUGGAAAGCGCUUUCAGCAUCCAUUCGAUCAAGAGGUGAUAUUGUUCUCAAUGUGGCUUCAAGUGGUAUUGCUGCACUGUUGUUGCCUGGAGGAAGGACGGCGCACUCCAGGUUCAAGAUUCCCAUACCUAUAACUGAGGAUUCAACAUGCAACAUAAAGCAUAACAGCCCUCAUGCUAAAUUGCUGAUAAAGGCGAAACUGAUCAUUUGGGACGAAGCUCAUAUGAUGAGUAAAUGGUGUUACGAGGCUUUGGAUAAGUGCUUGAGAGAUAUUUUGAGGUUCACCCCAGGAUAUGACUCCAGCUUGCCGUUCGGAGGAAAAGUUGUGGUUCUGGGCGGUGAUUUCAGGCAAAUCUUAUCUGUAAUUCCAAGGGCAUCCAGGCAAGAUGUCAUCAGUGCAACAAUAAAUUCAUCCUAUCUAUGGCCUUUUUGUGAAGUUCUUUGUUUGACAAAGAACAUGAGACUCCUGCAAGGAUCUUCGUGCUCAAGUGCAUCAGAUAUAGCAGAAUUUUCAGAAUGGUUGUUGACUAUAGGUGAUGGCAAGGUCGGACAGCCAGUUAACGGCGAAUCAGAAAUUCAAAUACCAGAUGAAAUCCUUAUAAAAAACUCAGAAACCGGUUUUGAAGACUUGGUCAAUUAUACCUACCCUGAUUUGUUGCGUAACAUGUCUAACUCUGAAUACUUCAGGGAAAGAUCCAUUUUGGCCCCCACGAUUGAACUGGUUGGAAAGGUCAAUGAUUACAUGUUGUCUCGGGUCUCGACAGAAGAAAGGGAAUACUUGAGCUCUGAUUCAAUAUACAAAGAAGACGGCAAUGUUGAGAGUGAACUGGAUGCAUUUUCCCCCGAGGUAUUGAAUGCGAUGAACUGUUCAGGACUGCCACCGCGUAAGUUGAGUUUGAAAAUUGGAGUCCCAGUAAUAUUAAUGAGAAAUAUCGACCAGUCCAACGGAUUGUGUAAUGGAACAAGAUUGACGGUGAAGAGAUUUGGAGACCAUGUCAUUCAGUGCACCGUUCUAACUGGGACUAAAGCUGAAUCUACUGUACUGAUUCCUAGGAUGACCAUGAAUACAAAUAACACAAAUCUACCGUUCCAAUUUCAGAGACGGCAGUUGCCUAUAUGUGUCUGCUUCGGUAUGACGAUAAACAAAGCGUAG